Messenger RNA from Paramecium sonneborni, 843 nucleotides. The record is from the annotation of a GenBank genome assembly. NCBI's taxonomy places the organism in Eukaryota, Ciliophora, Oligohymenophorea, Peniculida, Parameciidae.
AUGAAAAAUUAACAACAACCUCAACCAUAGAAAGAAUAAGUUUUAUAAUAACUUCGAAAUAUUUAAUAACAAAUAGAGGAGUUAAAGGACAAUUAAAUUAGUGCAUCUGAAAAUUUAAUAAAUGAUUUACUUAAUGUAAACUAAAAAAUUGAUGCAAUCGAAUCCUUAAUGAACAGUUUAUCUCCUAAUUAAAUUUAGUCAUAAAUUGAAUCGAAAUAUAAAAGACCAGAAUAACCAAAAGCCUUUUAAAUUAAUAAACCCAUCAUUAAUGAAUUGCAUUUAGAUUAAGAAUAGAAGAAUUAAUUUUUUGCAUUGAAUAAUUUAAAAGGGAAAUAAUAUAGCGACUAAAUCAGUUAAGCUUAUUAAUAACCAUAAGAGGUUAAUCAAACAAAUAUGGUUCUUUUAAAAUAACAAAAAGAUUAUAAUAUUGGAUCAAAUCAAAAUAAAAUAACAUCAAAAUAAAAUAAAUAAUAAUUUAAUGAUAAUUAUUAAAUUAACACAUGUUUAUCUUGUUAGAAUUAAAAUAUCGGUUUAAUUUAAACUCCAUGUAAUCAUUUUUUUCAUCCAAAUUGUUUAUAAAAAUAAUAUGACUAAUAAUAAAUGGAUUAUCAUAAGACAUAAGCAUUUUAUUGUUUAUGUAAGUGUAAAUUGCUUUCAAGUUUUUUUCUAAGAAAUUUAAAAAUUGAUAGAGAAAGUUUGUUUAAAAAGUAAUUGCGUAUUAUUCAGCUAAAAUAUUAAAAUUUAUUCCAAUAAUGUAAAAAGUGUUAAUUAAUAUGGAUUUAUGAUAUCUAUUAAAAAUCUACUGGAUAUUGUAUUAAUUGUGGAUUCUCAUUUAAUAAUUGA